AAAAAGAAAAAAAUUAUUUCUGAUAUGAUUUGUCAAAGUUGUCAUUUCAAAAUGGCGCUAUUUUGAGAUAUCCUAUUCGUUGGUAGAACUGCUUGUCAAAGUGUCCUAUUAAGUUGAAAGAUCUAGUGAUUUUUUUUACUAUCCUACAAAGGGAGAUACGCAAAUAAUAAUCUCUGCUUGUAAUUAAUGCAAUUAUAUUUUUAACGGAUAAUAUUAGAAUGUGUUAUCUCACGAUAAGAAAGAACAGAAUAAUUCAGUAUGAAUAGAACAUCGUGUUGUUAGUGUCGAUUUUGUAAAUAUUCGAAACGAAAUACCGGUUCAUUGUUUUGCAAAUAAUUGAACGGAUUUUUGGGCGAUAAAAAAUAAAUUAUUGUGAUUGAAUCUUAAUGCUGCUCCGUUUUACUAUUAAUUGACAUGACACGGCUAAGAGGCCGAGCUUCUCUCAUGAUAAUCGUAAUGAUUACUUUUACAUUGAUGGUGGUUAUAUAUCAUAUUCUCAGUAAUGAAAUAGAUACUAUUUCAUCCGAUAAGAUUAAUUCUCGAAUGAAGGUUGAAGAUGUUUAUCCACUUGGUGAUCUCACAGAGAUUCCUAUAAGUAUAGUCAGGAAACAACAAAUGGAAUCUCAAAUUGCAGGAAAUGCAAAACUUGCCAGAAGUAGACAAUUUGGAGAUGGUAUCAAUGGUAAUUCAUAUUCAUCGUCCAAUCCAUUGUUCAAAGGACACAAAAUCGUUCAUUUAGAUUUAAAGGGUGCUCCACCUAAAAUAGGUUACUAUAAAUAUCUUUUACCAUUACUCAAAAAGUUAGGUGCCACUGGAAUACUUAUAGAAUAUGAGGAUAUGUUUCCAUUUGAUGAAAAGAUAAAAGACAUAAGCGCUGGUAAUUGUUAUACCAAAGAUGAUAUUCGUAUUAUUCAGAACUUAGCAGAAGAAAAUAAUCUUAUUGUCAUUCCAUUGAUACAAACUUUUGGACAUUUGGAAUUUAUUCUUAAACUUGAUAAAUAUAAAGAUUAUAGAGAAGUUCCAAGAUAUCCACAAGUAGUAUGUCCUACUUAUAAUAAAACGAUACCAUUAAUUUAUGAAAUAAUAGAUCAAAUUGUAGCAGCUCAUCCAAUCUCAAAGCACUUGCAUAUAGGAGCUGAUGAAGUAUAUCAAAUAGGAGAUUGUUCGAGGUGUGUAAAUACUAUGGUUAAAAAACAUUGGACUAAAAAACAAUUAUUCCUUGAUCAUGUAUCUAAAGUAGCUAGUUAUAUCAAGGAAAAGUAUCCACAGCUUACAGUAUUAAUGUGGGAUGAUGAAUUUCGUGAAAUUUCACCUCAAGAAAUAAUAGAUAAAGAUUUGCAUUUAAUGGUGGAACCAGUCGUAUGGAAAUAUACAACCGAUCCAGGCUCCACUCUGACAGAUCAAUUAUGGGAGAGUUAUGGUGCCGUUUGGAAAAGUGUUUGGGUCGCGACAGCUUUUAAAGGAGCUACUGCACCAGAUAGAUUUUAUACGGAUAUAACUUAUCAUUUGGAAAAUCAUCAACGUUGGUUAGAAAUUAUUACAAAAUACUCUAAUCAAAUUACAUUUAAAGGUGUUAUUUUAACAGGAUGGCAAAGAUAUGAUCAUUUUAGCGUACUCUGUGAACUUUUAUCGACAGCCAUUCCAUCACUUGCCAUUAAUCUGGCAGCCUUACAGGUAUCGAAUCUGAAUGGUUUUCCCAUUGAAAUACCUAAUCAAUUAGCAGAUAUAUUACAAUGUGAAAAUAUAAUCUCUUUGAGUAUACCGGAACCUCAAUAUGGAUGGACGAAAUGUGGCUUUCAUGGAUCAUCUGUAUAUGCAGUUACAUUAAGACUUUAUUCUUUAAUGCAAGAAAUAAAUAAAAUGGAACAAGAGAACAUUUUUAAAGGAUGGUUGAAGCCGUACAAUUUAAAAUAUUCUUUCUCAAGUCCAAGUCAUAUUGAACGUAUAAUAGACGAAUUAAAUAGGCAUAAGUUGGAGAUAAUGUAUAUUGAAAAAGAAAUGCGUUCUGCAAUGGAAGAUAUUUAUGACAAUUAUACGAUACAAGAGUGGUUAGAAACGUACAUUACGCCUUUAAAUGAAAAGAUCACGCAAUUGUACGAGGCAGAGGAGAAAAUUCUUGAAAAAAAUACAUGGCCAAGAAGACCACUGACAAAGAUUGAUUGAAAAAUAAUUAUUUUUCAAGAGUACACAAUUCAUUCUGAAUAACAGAAAUAGAUAAUAAGAGACUGAUUAAAAAUUUAUUAGAACAAAAAAAGAAAAAAAAAAAAACCAAUUGAAUAUUGAGAUAUAUUAUCUUUGUUCUUACAAAUAACAGAUAAUCAAUGCAAUAAUAAGUUAAUUAUAUGUAUAUAUAUACUAUGUUUUUUAAAUUCUUGAUAACAAUAACAUUAUAAAAAGAAGGGCUCAAUAAUCUGAUCAAUUACGCCGUCCGUGAUUUAAAAUAUCACGUUCGUCUCAUUAUGAAUAACAAAAUCUUUAUUUACUUCGAAAUCAAAAGAACGUGUUAAACACACAAAAGUGAAUUUUACGGUAAAUCUCUGUGCGUGGUACAAUCAAAGUGCAAAUAUGUAUUAUACCAAAGUUGGUUUAUUAUUUGCAUUAAUUAAUUUAAUUGCAAAUACCUUUUACAGUAAAUGUUAUAAUAUGUAUACAUGACUUGUACAAGAGCAUGUAUAGUCAUACUCAUUGUUAGUGUAAGUUGUAGGAAUCUUAAGACAGUCAAUGUAAUUUUAUUCUCAUGAAAAGUUUGAUCCCUCUCUAAUAAAUACUUCUUCUUUUUCCCUAGUUGAUAUUAGUAUGUGUUUCUAUGUUGAAUCAUGGUAUGACAUAUUUUAUAAAAUUAAAUUUGUAUACACACACACAAACAAACAAACAAACACACAUACACACACAUACACGUUCAUAAACAUGCUAUGGUAAUUGUACAAACUAUUGAAAAAUAUUUUCAACCUUGUUAUAAUCUAAAUAUUAAUCUUAUUAUUGCCCUUAGGAAAAUAUCAAUAAAAUUGUUUUUCAAUUA
Messenger RNA from Vespa crabro (European hornet), 3019 nucleotides. Its product is annotated as hexosaminidase D-like. The transcript has a single exon. Bases 415 to 2163 code for a protein of 582 amino acids. NCBI's taxonomy places the organism in Eukaryota, Metazoa, Arthropoda, Insecta, Hymenoptera, Vespidae. Gene Ontology annotation, biological process: carbohydrate metabolic process. The record is from RefSeq and is a predicted model, not a curated record. Gene Ontology annotation, molecular function: hexosaminidase activity.